Molecule: messenger RNA, 873 nt
Organism: Ornithodoros turicata
Lineage: Eukaryota; Metazoa; Arthropoda; Arachnida; Ixodida; Argasidae
Exons: 1
Coding region: 1-873 (290 amino acids)
Source: RefSeq, a predicted model, not a curated record
AUGUCGAGCACAGAAACGAUAAGUAAUUCAUAUCCCGCGGAAAGCGAUAACACUAUUGACGAUAACAUACAAAAGUGCAACAGGAAGAGGUCAGCGACAGGCUUCGAUCCGUCAAGAACCCUCAAUACCACUUACGAUGAAGAAGGUGGGUUCACCGAGAUUAAGAAGAAACGUCCACGGAAAGCGACCCUAGGGAAUGACAGAAGGAUACUCUCAGUAGAAGGAACGACUGUCAUCUUCGCACCUAUUCAACGGGAUGCGCAACUAGCGAAGAUGAACCACUUGAAGUUGUCCGAGUAUCUUACCUCAGAACUUCCUGGAAGAAUAAAAGAAAUUCGUCUAAACCCAUCAAAGAACAUCAUAGCAGUUGAGGUCGUCAAUCCAACUGCAAAUAUUAGCUUGCUGAAACUGACGAGCAUAUGCACAAUACCUGUACGUGCCAACGCACCACGCCCCCAAAACUCUCCUUUUAGGGUUCUGAAAGAUAUCGACAUCUCUCUCAAUGAUGCCCAAAUUUUAAAAUUCACCAAAAGUGACACCCCGGUCCUUGCAGCACGCCUUAUCAAAAGAGGCGCCGGAGCUGUAAGGAUUACUUGUCUUGGCGACAACCCUCCGCAGCAAAUCACCUUCCAGCUGGUCAGCAUGCAUGUUGAUCACUACCAGCCACGAGCGCUACAGUGUGAUAAAUGUUACCGCCAUGGACAUAUCGCGACGUGCUCCAGCAACAGACAACUCUGUGCCAAUUGCGGCACCAACCACGAAGAUGAGGAAUGGAGGACUAAGGAACCCAUUUGUGUAAACUCCGGAGGGAACCACCCUGCAACUGCGAAAGAAUGUCCUAAGCUCAGGAUACAGCGGAGCAUCGCAAGGUAG